Messenger RNA from Ceratina calcarata, 3787 nucleotides. RefSeq names its product ubiquitin carboxyl-terminal hydrolase 1-like. Gene Ontology annotation, biological process: protein deubiquitination. The transcript is spliced from 8 exons. Gene Ontology annotation, cellular component: nucleus; cytosol. Gene Ontology annotation, molecular function: cysteine-type deubiquitinase activity. Lineage: Eukaryota; Metazoa; Arthropoda; Insecta; Hymenoptera; Apidae. The record is from RefSeq and is a predicted model, not a curated record.
GUGCGACACCAAGUCCCAUAAGGCUACCACUCUUUAUAAGUAUCUCCUCGGUGAUAUGAUGUUGCAACGGUUGCAACGGGCAAUGGCAAUGGUAAUGGCUACACGCACCGUAAUAUUAUAAUUGUAGAAACAGUGUUCCAUCGCCAGGAUAUCACAGUAGAAAUGUAGUUCUCGUUACUCAACGAAUCUAACGUGGUUCAAUUGUAUCAGACACAUUUUCUCGAUCAAUUAAAUACGACCAACUGAUCUGUUCCAUGAAUUCCCUACCGAAUAAUACGUCAACAGAAAAUGACAGUAUUAGAAACAGAGGAAGAUGCAGAUAAGCGUUCUGUUCCCCCUAGGAAGAGAAUUUGUUUGUCCCUUUCUGGCCGCGAGCAUACGAGCUCUAACAUUUUUCAGGCUCCUCAGAUUUCUGAGAGGGAGGGCCGUUUGAACAGGAAUAUCUUUAUUACCUAUAGUACAAGCAAAAUGUUGAAUGGUUAUCGCAAUCAGCUGAGCAAUCAUCAAGAUGGAAGUUACGACGUGUCUAGCAGUGGUUCCGAAGGAUUGAGAAUAGCCACUUUGUGUAAUUUAGGGAAUACGUGUUUUUUGAACAGUGUGAUAUAUACUUUACGGUUCGCACCAUCCUUUCUACAUAACUUGCAUCAUUUGGCCACCGACCUGUCCAAUUUGAACGACAAACAACUUCAAACUAAAGCGAAAUCGUCGUCUCUAGGUAGAACCGGGGUAUCGUUAACGUCGAGCGGUAGCAGGAGUUGGAGCAGUAAAGAUCUAUUGGCUCUGGCUGGACCGACGGGAGAUACGAACAAGCACAGAAUACAAAUAGCUACCGAGAAGCUGCACGAACUGUUCAUGGCCUUGCGCGCGUCCGAGGCGAAAGAAAACAGCGAGCCCUAUCAACCAGACGCAUUUCUGCAAGCCCUCAGGGACGUGAACCCUAUUUUCGAAGGGAAUCAGCAGCAGGACGCUCAUGAGCUGUUGGUGUGCCUACUCGAUAACAUUAGGGAAACGUUCCAGUUGUUGGUGAAACACAGAGAAAGUCAAUUCGGGCAGAGUAGCGACGGAGCGUCGGAUUUUUCCACGGAACAUCUGCCAGAUGCACAGUCGGAAGGUAAUAAUUCGAACAAACGAAGCAUUCGUAAGUCUAGAAAGAAGAAGAAGCUGACGUCGAGGGACAGCUCGUCCUGUCUCGUACAGUCGAAUCUGAACGGCGUGUCCUCUAGACCUUACGAGAACAUGAAAUACUACAUGAAAUACUGCAUGAAGUACGAGAACGGUCACACCGAAUUCUCCGAGAGUAACGGAGACGCGAACAGUCACAGGCCGGAGAGCAAGAAAUGUUUCAUUUCCGAGGAUUUCGAAGGCGUCAGCCUUCUGCGGACCACGUGUCUCGAGUGCGAACACGUCACCGAGCGGAAAGAAACGUUCUGCGACAUAUGCGUGCCUAUCGACAUUGACAGAUCGAGCGAGAAAGACAAAGAUGCGAGGCCCAUAGACAGUAGCGAGGUCUAUAAACGCGCGGUAGUGACUAGCGAGCUUCUCUGGGGUCGAGACAAGUACUGGUGCAGUCGUUGUCUUCGAUACAACGAAGCUCGCAGAGCAGUGUGUUUCCCAUCGUUACCGAGGUUGCUCAUAUUGCAGUUAAAGAGAUUCUCUACCGCGGCAGGGUCGAUGGAGAAAAUAAAUAACCAUAUGCCAACGCCGUUGACGUUGCAAUGUUUCUGCGAGGAGUGCAACAACGAUCAGACGCGUGGAACCACAGCCGGCGGCAGAUCGGAGUCGCGACAUGUAUAUAAACUGUAUUCCGUUAUAAUGCAUCAAGGCGCGACGAUGACAGCUGGUCACUACGUCGCAUACACUCGCCUGCCCGACGAAUCCGCGUUCACAGAGUACUUUCAGUGUGACAGAGACAGCAAGAGGCAAACUUCCGGUCAGAGCGGCAGCGGCGGCAGCGUGAGUGGCAGCGGCAGUGGCGGCGGCGGAGGUGGCAGCGGCACAAACGCGAAUUCGUCUUCGGACAAAUCGUCCGGUAUAUUGAAGUAUUUUCGAAGCAAGCCGAGCGCGAGCGAAAACAAGGAGCAGCUGAUCAGAUUUGGUUGUCGCAGCAUGGAUUGCUGCGGCGUCAGACGCCACAAGCUUCCUAGUACGUGGCUGGAAUGCGACGACGAAGCAGUGCACGUGAUACCGUUGCGCGAGUUAGAAGAUAAAUUAGCACCGAACCCGCGGAACUCCGCCACCCCGUACCUCUUGUUCUAUUAACGAAUUUUCGUUAUGAAACAUCAACAGGUUUCGGUCGAUUUUGUAAGUAUGGUUUUCACCGCCUAUUCGUACUUGGCUCUCGCUGGAGCAGUCUGGAUAUUUCUGCGGCUCAUCCAGGCCUGCUUUUGGCUACCACGACACUUGAAGAGACAGAAUCAAGUCCAACAGAUGUUACAGGACAAGGUAGAAAACUAUGAGAAAUAUAUAAUGGAAUGUGAAGAAAAAGAGAAGCUCGAACACGGCGAAGAGGUGAAGAAUCCCGAGCAGGCAGAGAAAUGGAAAGAACGUAGAGAAUGCCUUGCGAUGUUGAAGAAAGAGUUGAACAGGGUACACGAUGGUCGCGACGAGCCGCAAGAUUGGGACUAUCUUUUGGAGGAAGAGGAAACAGAAGAAAAAGCUGACAUGAAGGAAACUAAAGGCGACGAGACGUCGAAAAACGGACCUAACGACGAGACAAAUACAGAUACGACCGCUGUCAACGAAACUGUCGGUCCAGAGAAUAAAAAGGACAAAUAAAGACGACGGCACGCGUACGUGAACCGAGAAAAAAGUUAUUAACAAUUACGCGCAGAUUCUAUGACAACUAAUCGACUCACCAUUCGUGUACGUGUCGUUGUCGUUCAACGAUCGUUCAACAAUUAGUUCUUACGAAUACUUAUAUUUCGAUCGUGUAUCUGUUCGACGACGAGGCAAGCUAUACUCGUGGUCCCGAGAGUCUAGGACCGUUUCGCGCAGUUUGGAAGGUGGUGGGGGUCGCAGCGAACUCCCUCCAGACGGUUCAGUAUGCACGGUAAAGCAUUGAGAUGCGUAAAACGAUUAAAAACUGAACUGUGCCCGGUCCUAGACUCUCGGGACCGCAAGUAUACAAUAAUUAAUUUUUAAUUCAAAGAUCUGUGAGCGAUACCGUCAGGGAAACUGAACGAAAAAUUGGGAAUACCCACUCACGUGCCUUAAACCGCGACGAAAGUUUCAUCGUCGUGAUUCGACGCGAACGCAUCGAUUUUUAUAACGUAACGAUGAUACAUGCAUAGCAGGCAUGUCAAGCUCGUUAACUAUUGAGGGCCAUAUUAAGUAUUAUACCAUUCAGUAUAGUCAAAUAAUGUUUACACUGUCCAAAUUUGGUUGAAUUUGUUGAGCUGUAGUUAUUUUUAAAAUUACUUGCAUAUGUUUGUCUGUUAAUGUUGAUCCUUCUGCAGUUUUAUUAUUUUUUAAAGUAGAAAAUGGUUGUCCGCACAAAUGUGUGCUACCGAAUAUAGAUCCAGUGUUGUCAAAAGUAAAAUAAACGUAUUGGUUAUCAAUAGCGGGCCGUUUGUUUGACAUGCCUGAUGUAUUUUAGGUGUAAACAUUUCGACCGAACGUCAGUACAGAAAUAUAAUUUUUUAUGCAACUACUGCACAGUAUUUUUGAAGAUACAUUAAGAAAUGCAUGUUCAUUCAAAUUGUUCUAUGUGUAUUAUGUAUAUAAGUGUAUAUUUGUACUGUUUGAAUUAUAAAAUGUACUGGAAGGAUGAGCCAGUGAGUGGAAAUUG